UCUAGAAGUCAGCUAGUGGCUAGGAAGUAAGCAAGUAAGCAAGUAAGCAAAUAAGCCAGCCAGCCAGCCAGCUAGCCAGCGGGUGAGGCCGGACCCUCCAAGGAAUCAUCCAGUCAUCCCGUCAUCAUGGGCUUGAUCAUGGGCAGCCCAUGAGAACAAUCCGGACACUAGAGCACUCAACAACAAAACCGAAGCCCACGCCAUCCAUCCGCUAUUCAAACAUCCAUCCAUCCAUCCAUCCAAUUGAGUCAGUCCUCGGACAAACCUGACCUCUGGCAUAGCCGCAGUGGAACUAACUAUCUACCGCCAUCGUCCCAGCUCGUCCCAGGGAAGAGCCACGAACCCACGGGCUGGGGGCGGCUGAGGCCGUGGGCGGGGAAGCCUCCCUGCCUCCCUGGCUCCAUUCCAUGGCCAUAGUCUUCGUGGAUUAAAAAUUGAGGCGUUCCCAGAGGUGGAAUAAGGCGGGAUCCACCCUCUAAAUCACGUCUGCGGCUUAUCAUGGCGUCGGAGACGGGCACUGAGCCCGCAGCCCUUUUGUCGUCGUCGACGUCAUCUUCGUCCUCAGGUGAAGAAGAGGAUCUCGAAUACUACUAUUACAGUUAUAACGAGGACCUGGAGGACCCGGCCCACGGGCAGCUCAAUAAUAACGAGGACCCCGAAUUCUUUCAAUACGAUUGCCUGACCCGCGCCCAAACUGAAGAAUGGCUCCACAGUCUGGUGCAAGCCCUGGUUCAGAAAGCUCAGGCCAGUUUUCAUCUAGCUCAAUUGACCCUUCAACAAUCUCAAUGGUUCGAGGCCAAAGCGUGGGAGAAUCUACCCCGUUACCGUCUCCUAGUCUCACCCGUGGCCGGUCCACCUUCGCCCGCCCAUCCCGUCUCUCAGGUCGACCCACCUUGGCCGCCCACUUCUACGGCGUUGUCUUCCGCUCAUGAUCGCCGCUUGGAUGCGCUCCGCCCCGCCUCUCCAACUUGGUAUUGCCAGGUGUGCGCCACGGAACAAAAUGCCUCACGCUUCUCCUCGCUCCAAUGCGGUCACUCGUUUUGCGCCGCCUGUUGGGAGACCUACUUUGAGUGCCAAAUGGAUCAGGGACUAGCUUUGACCGUCUCGUGUAUGUCCAAUCAGUGUCAUUUACUGGCUCCACAGGAGUUUGUGAUGCGCCAUGUGCGCAAGCCCCACAUACAGGGCAAAUAUCGGGACGUUAUGUUCCAUGAAAAUGUCAGAAGCCAUCCUCAACUCCGGUUUUGUCCAGGUUUGAAUUGCUCAAUCCUCAUCCGGUGUGUUAAACCUCAAGCGAAGCGUUGCACUUGCUCGCUUUGUAAAACCGUGUUUUGCUUCAUUUGUGGCAGCCAUUACCACGCCCCGACCAAUUGCGAGACCAUUCGUCGAUGGCUGACUAAAUGUGCGGAUGAUAGCGAAACGGCCAAUUAUAUUUCCGCCCACACGAAAGACUGCCCAAAUUGUAAUAUCUGCAUAGAAAAAAAUGGGGGUUGCAAUCACAUGCAAUGCUAUAACUGCAAGCAUGAUUUUUGUUGGAUGUGCCUUGGUGAUUGGAGGAAUCAUGGUUCGGAAUACUAUGAAUGCUCGCGAUAUAAAGAGAACCCCAACAUUGCCCACGAAUCGGCUCACGCUCAAGCCCGGGAGGCUUUGAAGAAAUACCUCCAUUAUUUUGAGCGAUGGGAAAAUCAUUCGAAAAGCAUCAAGUUGGAGGCACAAACGACGGAAAAGAUCAAAAACCGCAUCAACGACAAAGUCAUGGGUGGAUCUGGUACUUGGAUUGAUUGGCAGUACUUACUAGAUGCGGCCGCCUUGCUGGCCAAAUGCCGAUAUACUCUUCAAUAUACGUACCCCUAUGCCUAUUACAUGGAGCCUUGUCCGAGAAAAGAGCUCUUUGAAUACCAACAAGCGCAGCUGGAGGCCGAGAUCGAGAACCUGAGUUGGAAAAUUGAGCACGCUGAGAGCACUGACCGAGGUGACCUAGAAAAUCAAAUUGACAUCGCCGAGAAACGCAGGUCCAGUUUGCUGAAGGAUUUUCUAGCCACUUGAUCUCAUCAUCGUGUCAACCUUAACCACGACGAAUACCAAAACUUGGAUCAUGUUAAAAACCUGCUCUAAUGACAAGACAGGCGUGAAUAAAUCAACGUUACAUUUUGUAAGAA
Tigriopus californicus is the source of this 2156-nucleotide messenger RNA. It is a transcript of the gene ari-2, whose product is annotated as potential E3 ubiquitin-protein ligase ariadne-2-like. Lineage: Eukaryota; Metazoa; Arthropoda; Copepoda; Harpacticoida; Harpacticidae. Gene Ontology annotation, molecular function: zinc ion binding; ubiquitin conjugating enzyme binding; ubiquitin protein ligase activity. Gene Ontology annotation, cellular component: cytoplasm; ubiquitin ligase complex. The coding region runs from base 499 to 2043 and encodes 514 amino acids. Gene Ontology annotation, biological process: positive regulation of proteasomal ubiquitin-dependent protein catabolic process; ubiquitin-dependent protein catabolic process; protein polyubiquitination. The transcript has 6 exons. The record is from RefSeq and is a predicted model, not a curated record.